AUGGCAGCUAACAGAAUCACGCCGCAGCAGGUCAAUAGAGAUCAGAUUUUUGGGAUGGCAGAGAAAGAGAUGGAAUACAGGGUGGAAAUGUUUAACAAGCUUACUCAGACGUGUUUUGCUAAGUGUGUUGAGAAUAGGUACAAGGAAUCUGAGUUGAACAUGGGUGAAAACAGUUGCAUUGAUCGCUGUGUCUCAAAGUAUUGGCAGGUUACAAAUCUAGUCGGUCAGUUGCUUGGUAAUCAAGGACCUAUGUGA
Oldenlandia corymbosa var. corymbosa is the source of this 255-nucleotide messenger RNA. The record is from the annotation of a GenBank genome assembly. NCBI's taxonomy places the organism in Eukaryota, Viridiplantae, Streptophyta, Magnoliopsida, Gentianales, Rubiaceae.